AACGGACGGACGGCGUGUUCAUGCUCCAGAGCGAUGGACGCGCACUGGCAUGCGCGCUCCCCGGCGGUCGGUAUAAAACUGAAGCGCCAGGUUCUCUCAAAGCUCUACGCGAGAAAGGCGAUUGGCGCGUUACUACUCACGAGCUCUAAAGUCCAAAUCUAUAGAAGCAAAGAUGUACAGAACUACAAGAUCCCCAAUGAUGCAGCCCCUGGUCAACUCCGGAAUGGGCAUGGCUCCUUUCUUCAAGGUGACUGUGUUCGAGCAGGAGCAUUUCCAGGGCAAGUGCCUGGAGUUCACCUCUGAGUGCUGCAACAUCCAGGAGUGCGGACUGGACAACAUCCGCUCCAUCAGGGUGGAGAGCGGAGCCUGGGUUGGUUUCGAGCACCAUGACUUCCAGGGCCAGCAGUUCAUCUUGGAGAGAGGAGAGUACCCCCACUGGGACGCCUACAGUGGAUCCCUCUCCUACCACGUGGAGCGCCUCAUGUCUCUGCGCCCCAUUUACUGCGCUUCCCACCAGAGCAGUCGCAUGGUCAUCUUUGAGAAGGAGAACUUCAUGGGCCGCAGUGUGGAGAUCUGUGACGACUACCCCUCUCUGCAGGCCAUGGGCUGGAUUAUGCCUGAAGUUGGCUCCAUGCACGUGCAGUGCGGCGCCUUUGUGUGCUACCAGUUCCCUGGCUACAGGGGCCAGCAGUACAUCAUGGAGUGUGAGAGACAUAGCGGAGACUACCAGCACUGGAGGAACUGGGGCUCCCACUGUCAGACCCCCCAGAUCCAGUCCAUCAGGCGCAUCCAGCACUAAGAGGAAGACAGGCUGAGACCCCGGCUCACGGAAAGCACCUUCCCUUUGACUCCCCCCUAGGCUUUUACCCAUAACCCCCCCCGCUCUUUCUUUCUGUCUCUCUUCAACCCUUUCCUUCCUCUUGACCUGAGCCACAACAUCCGCCCCAAACCCAAGUCAAUACCACUACUGAUUUACAGCCGCGGCCAAAGUGUGAUAAAAGACAAUAUCGCACUGUUUAAGCACAGGGAAACACAUGCUCCACACACUCACACUCACAAACAUGCUGAUAUAUCUGACACUCACCGUGUCUUUUUACUUGGUUCAGAGGUCCCUAUACAGUCACACACACACACACACAUGCACACACCUGCGCUGUACUCUUACCUGAGUCAGGCGGUCGAUAGAGCAUUUUCCUCAGCAUGCUGGAACCAGACAGAGGGGAGAGGAACGCUCCUCACCUCGGUGCAGCAGACUGCACUGGGGUGCAGCUCAGAUGUGUUGUGUUGUUGUGUGUAGGAGGUUGAUCUACAGGUUGAUAAACUAAUAAACUCAUUUUCACUUCA
Messenger RNA from Scophthalmus maximus (turbot), 1344 nucleotides. It is a transcript of the gene cryba1l1, whose product is annotated as crystallin, beta A1, like 1. Lineage: Eukaryota; Metazoa; Chordata; Actinopteri; Pleuronectiformes; Scophthalmidae. The coding region runs from base 173 to 799 and encodes 208 amino acids. Gene Ontology annotation, molecular function: structural constituent of eye lens. The record is from RefSeq and is a predicted model, not a curated record. The transcript has 6 exons. Gene Ontology annotation, biological process: visual perception; lens development in camera-type eye.